This is a messenger RNA of Hyaena hyaena (striped hyena), 2044 nucleotides long. It is a transcript of the gene LRRC43, whose product is annotated as leucine rich repeat containing 43. The transcript is spliced from 13 exons. Gene Ontology annotation, molecular function: protein binding. NCBI's taxonomy places the organism in Eukaryota, Metazoa, Chordata, Mammalia, Carnivora, Hyaenidae. The record is from RefSeq and is a predicted model, not a curated record. Bases 63 to 1754 code for a protein of 563 amino acids.
UGCUGGAGGGCUCCAGUGCAGAGGACCGUUUUCUGAGAGAACUGGCCAUCCAGAAUCCCCUGAUGCUCAAGGAUACCUUCUUCUACUCCUACUUCAGGUCCCUACGGGUGGUAGACAAGCAGGUGAGCCUGGUGGAUAAAGACCUCCUGAAAUUUAUAAAUCUUGAAGAGUUGGUACUGAGCGCUAAUCAAAUCAAGGAGAUCAAUGCCGCCAACCUGCCCCCAACUCUCAAGGUGCUGGAGCUCUAUGGCAACAAAAUCAGCAGCAUGGAGUGUCUGUGCUCCCCCCCGCCCCCGCGGCUCCAGCACUUGGGCUUGGGUCACAACAAGCUUCAAGGCCCCUUGGAAAGUCUCUAUGUCACCUCCGAUCACUGGCCCAACCUCAUCUCUCUGGACCUGAGCUUCAAUGACUUGACGGACCUGCAGGGCAUGACCGCCAGCCUCAGCGCCCUCCAACGCCUGCGGCUGCUGGUGCUGCAGGGAAACCCGCUGGCCCUGCUGCCCUACUACCGAGGCUUCACCAUUGACAGCCUGGCCCGGCUCUGCGUGCUGGACGACAUCACCGUGUCUCCCAGCGAGAAGCAUCUGUUCCGGGGGCUCAGCCACAGUGGGGACCUCUUGGCGCAUCAGGCACAGCUCGUGGUGACUAUUGGAAAUGUCAAGGGGGUUCCGGACACGUCUGUCUUAGACCCGGAGCCAGGGCCCCAAGGCCCUUUUAUCACUUACAGCUAUUAUGUGACCUACGAUUUUGUGGAAGAUGAAGAAGGAGAAGGAAGUGAAUACGGUGGUGUGCUGGCUGAGACCUCCGUUCCUGAGGACACCGGUUCAAGCACAUGCGCAAUGGGAGCCCUGAACACUGCGGCCGAGGCGGGUAUGUGGUCUCUCCCCCAGACCGUCAGCGCUGAGCAGCUGGGCGAGGAUAUUCCUGAAGAGGCCUUCGAAGAGUACGAGGAGUCUGUAGAGUCCAGGCUGUCCACCCAGUCAGGAGAGUUCGAGAAUUCGCUCGCGUCAGGCGGGUCAGCACCCUUGCCCAGGGUGACCGAUUCUGCGGAAGAGCUGGCCAAGCUGCGGCCGCGGAUAGACCCCCGGCUCUGCCCCUCCCCAGGGACCGUCCUCUUCAGCACUGUCCGCAAGCCCUGGACUGAUGUCAUCCCCUGCAACUAUGAGAUGCAGCACACACUCAAGGACCUGGUGCCACUCAAGGCUUUCCUGCUGGCGGGAACCACGGUGACCAUCGUGGAGGAGAAGGUUCUCUCCUGGCCUGCGGCGAUGCCUCCUGUUGCUGUUCUGCCACCUGCCAAGAAAGGAAAAGGGGAGAAGGACAAGAAAGGGAAGGAGGAGAAAGACAAGAAGGGAAAAGACGGGAAGGACAAGGCGGGGAAAAGGGAGAAAGAGGUGGCGAAGGAACAGAAGGGGCCCAAGAAGAAGAAAGAGCUUCCUAAGGAGCUCCGCCAGGACCCGCCCAUCCUGACUGUGCUGGGCAGUGGCUUGGUGGUGCUGGAGCCCCUGCUGGCCGGGGAGCCGCUCGUGUCCGAAGUGUGCAACUUCGGGGUGAUCCGCUCUUUGGAAACUGACAGGCUGACGUCUCUCAGGGAUUCAAAGAACAAGAGCAAGAAAGCUAAAAAAGAAAAGAAAAAAUCUGCGGUUGCAACGUACGACGGCGACUACCAGCCCCAGCCCCUCACGGUGGAGGUGCAGAUCCAGCUACACCAGUGCCGCACGGCGGAGGAGGCGCUCCGGGAGUUCGCCCAGUAGGACGCAGGAUUCAAGCAUGUUGGGUCGCCGAGCCCCAAGGACCCCCGGAGGCUGUCACCCCAGAAACAACGACAGACCCUUAGGACUUAGCACGACACUGAAGGGGGGCGGGGGUCCUGCCCUCGCUGAAGCCCACGCCGGGCUAAGAACCAGGCUUUUGGGGCCUCUCAGUUUGGAGGGAGACCUACACUCGCAGGUCAUGAUCAAGCCCCCGAGUCAGCUGCUGUCUGCGUUGACCGUUCGGAGCCUGCUUGAGAGUCUCUCCCUUUCUGCCUGCCCCUCCCCCAUUC